GUUUCGCAACACCUGGUCGUGGGGCUGCACCCACGAAGGGUGCACAAUGAAGCCACGCAUAUCGCGCGAGGGCCCUGGCCGGGUGCGCUGCACCCACGACACGCUGCUUCCGUACCACUGGGAGGUGGCGGACGUGGACGGCCGUUCGCCCGAGCUGCUUUUCACAGAGAACGAGACCAACUUCGAGCGCCUGUACGGCGGGCAGAACCGCACCCCCUUCGUCAAGGACUCAUUCCAUGACCAUGUGAUAAACGGUAAAAAGGACUGUGUGAAUCCUAAAGGCCACGGCACGAAGGUUGGCGCCCACUACGUGCUGCACGUCAAGGCCGGGGAGAGCGUCACACUCGACUCGCGACUGUUCCAGGACGACGAGGCCGCGUCACCGUCGCUGGGGGAGCCGUUCGACGCUGUGUUCUCAAAGCGGAAGGCGGAGGCGGACGCCUUCUACGCGCGGGCGAUUCCGGCGCGGCUCAACGCUGAGGAGACAAACGUAGCGCGGCAGGGCCUGGCCGGCCUGCUCUGGACGAAGCAGUUCUACCACUACGUCAUCAAGGACUGGCUAGAGGGCGACCCCGAGCAGCCGCCGCCGCCGCCAGAGCGCCGCCGGGGCCGCAACAACGACUGGAUGCACCUCUUCAACCGUGACGUCAUCUCCAUGCCCGACAAGUGGGAGUACCCCUGGUACGCCUCCUGGGACCUGGCAUUCCACAUGGUGCCGUUCGCGCUGGUGGACGUGGACUUCGCCAAGGGUCAGCUUAUGCUCUUUCUCCGGGAGUGGUACAUGCACCCUAACGGCCAGAUACCAGCGUACGAGUUCGCUUUCGACGACGUCAACCCACCGGUGCACGCCUGGGCCGUCCGGAAGGUGUUCAAGGGCACCGGGCCGCGCAAGCAGCGCGAUACCAAGUUCCUGGCGCGCUGCUUCCAAAAGCUCAUGCUCAACUUCACCUGGUGGGUGAACCGGAAGGACCCGCGGGGGAAGAACAUCUUCUCCGGAGGCUUCUUGGGCCUGGACAACAUCGGCAUCUUCGACCGCUCCAAACCCCUGCCCAUCCACGGACAGCUGGAGCAGGCGGAUGGCACGGCGUGGAUGGCCUUCUACUGCGUCGUCAUGCUGGACAUCGCCCUGGAGCUGGCGGAGGUGGACGCUACCUACGAGGACAUGGCGUCCAAGUUCUUCGAGCACUUUAUCCACAUCAUGGAUGCCAUCAACAGCGCAGGACAGGGAGAAGGCCUGUGGGACGAACAGGACGGCUUCUACUACGACUUCAUCCGGACCGAGUCAGGCUGCUCGAUCCCGCUGCGCGUGCGCUCGAUGGUCGGCCUGAUCCCGCUCUUUGCCUGUCUCGUGCUCGAGGGCGCGCGCGUCAGGAAACUCACCGGGUUCUGGAAGCGCACGCAGUGGUUCAUGCAAAACCGAAAGGACCUCUUUGGAAGGGUGGCCUACAUGACGUCUUCGGAGGACGGACUGGACAACUUCCUCCUCGGCAUUCCCACCGAGAAGCAGUUGGUCAGCGUCCUGCGCUACCUGUUGGAUGAGGAGGAGUUCCUCAGCCCGUACGGCGUGCGCUCCCUCUCGAAGAAGCACAAGGACCACCCGUUUGUGAUCUCGCUAAACGGUGAGCGGUACUCGGUGCCGUACGUGUCUGGCGAGUCCAACACGCACCUGUUCGGUGGCAACUCCAACUGGCGUGGCCCCAUCUGGCUGUGCGUCAACUUCCUGCUGAUUGAGGCUCUCGACCGCUACUACUUCUUCUACGGCAAGAGGCUGACGGUCGAGUGUCCGGUCGGCUCGGGACGGCAGCUGACGCUGCGCGAGGUGGCCUGCGAGCUGGCCGCCCGCCUCAUCCGGCUCUUCGUGCCUGGAGAGGACGGGCGCCGGCCCUGCCACGGCAACUCUGCCCAGUACGCAGAGGACCCGUUCUGGCGCGACCUGGUCCUCUUCUACGAGUACUUCGACGGGGACUCGGGCCGCGGCUGCGGCGCCUCCCACCAGACCGGCUGGACUUCGCUCAUCGUCAACUGCCUAAUGAUGAAGCUGGGCGUGCGACACGCCGGCCUCGCCUGGCGCUACGACGCCCAGCCGUGAGCGCGAGGAGCGCUGGCGGGCCGAAGUCGACACGUGGCCAGCUGCGGAGGACCGGACUUCCGGCGGUGACUAGACGCACCGACCGGAGCGGGCCGGUGCCAGCCAGGAGAGUGGCGUCGAAGCGGCUGGGCUACGCCAUGCCAAGGGGCGAGGGUAAUGUGGGGCCAAUCGCACCUCAAAACCGCGCGGUGGAUUAGCACGAGACUGUAGGGCUGUUCAUGAGCCGCGAAACGCCUCUCUUGAGGCACCGAACGUGGAGCUGAUGCGCUAGAACUGGAAACGAGACGGGGGGCGUACGGCAUCUCUGAGGUCGUGUGCUGAGACCGCGGUGGAAUCCAGAGCUGCUGUCUAUCUAGGCAAGCAGCACGGUGAGGGAGCUCUUCUUAAAUCCAACGUAGUUCUGAAAGCCUUGUAGAAAUCGGUGUAAUGCAAAGAGCCAUUCUAUGUGUUUCUAUAUAUUACAUUUUUUAUUGAUAAUGAACCUUCGUGGGAUGUGCGGUUCUGGCAUGUUGAAUGUCGUAUUCUUUACGAGCGUGUUGCUGGAGAAGAGAUAUGGGAUUACUCGACCGCUUCUAAGGUGACAAGGCAGUCUCAGCUGCUUUUGUAUGCGGUGGCGAGAACACAGUGUUAUUGGCUCAGACUGGUUGACGUAGCUGAGACAUGAUGAGAUGCUGUCGACUUAGUUGGUACCAUUCGGUCCCGCCUGUGAAGCGGUCGAUUGUAUUGCGAUACUCAGCCGAGUUGAGGUGGAGGGUAUCUUUAGCCACGGGAUGCUGCCGUAUCGUAGUAGUCGGAGCUCUCCGGCCGGCCUGCUUCUCAAAUGCACUGCCAUGGAAGUGGACUUUACUGUCACAAAAUAAACUGAAUGCUUUUGCCUUUUGCCAA
Messenger RNA from Pollicipes pollicipes, 2974 nucleotides. RefSeq lists its product as uncharacterized. Gene Ontology annotation, biological process: oligosaccharide metabolic process. Lineage: Eukaryota; Metazoa; Arthropoda; Thecostraca; Pollicipedomorpha; Pollicipedidae. The record is from RefSeq and is a predicted model, not a curated record. Gene Ontology annotation, molecular function: Glc3Man9GlcNAc2 oligosaccharide glucosidase activity.